Fusarium sp. VM40 is the source of this 2739-nucleotide messenger RNA. Lineage: Eukaryota; Fungi; Ascomycota; Sordariomycetes; Hypocreales; Nectriaceae. The record is from the annotation of a GenBank genome assembly.
AUGACUUCUAACUUGGGACCUACAACUGCCACUGUGGUUGACUUUAUUUGUCUCUUCACCCAUGACCUCAAACGAAAGCAGAAACGUUGGCAAGAUGGCGUCCUAAAAUAUCACACAUUCAACAAACGGGUAAUGGUAUAUGAUGAUCGAAGCCAUUUCAUCGGUGAUGCCCACUGGCAGGGAGGUGGCGAUCUCGAGCCCGGUGACGAGUUCGAGCUUGAUCGUGGCUCUGCAAUCGUGCAAGUUUCAGACUGCACUGGUCAACGAGAACAGGAUCUAACAGAGCUGUUGGACAAACGUGCAAAGGAAGUCGAAAAGCGGAGGACGAACGCUGGGACACGAACACCAGGAUCAACUGCAGUAGUUACUCAGACUCCGAGAAACGACCAGAAUGCUCCUCACUUUCAGCUUCGACACCGCCCACUGAAUGAUCUCGUGGGAGGUUCGUCUAGAAUCGGGAGAGCUGUUGUUUCACCUCAUUCGCCGUACGAAGUGCGCAAGAUGACCGAGAGCACUGGCCAGCAGCAGGAUUCACCAUCGGAAGAAGCUCGCCCCUCCAAACGGCGCAGGAGAGAAGACUCUCCUCCAAGCAAGAUGGGGCAUGCCCGUGCUCUUUUCGGGACAACAUUGACACUUACUCCAUUCUCGUCUUCAAUGCCUCUAGCUCGGAGUCAAACACUGCAAGAGAAGAGCUCGACUGAAUCCAAAGUCCUAUCUUCCAGCACAAAGGAUGACCCAUCGAACGAAUUGCAACAUGUUAAUAGAAGUUCAAGAUCGCCACCCCUAGUAUCAAAGUCUAAAGAGACAGAUACCAAUGUCACUAGUCAAAGUGUUCCUCGUCGCGUUCUCACACAACGAGCAUCUUUGAAAGAACUUUUAGCAGGGAACGAACACAAUAGAACUGGAGAGCCACUUGGACCAAGAGAGGCGCUCAUCAGUCAAGAGCCGAAACCACAAAAACGCCACGUCGACCCAGUCCCAAAAACUUCCCGUAAUGCUCAGCGCAGCCGAGAGGCGGAGGCAGGCAGACCAAACAGUUUGCAUAUGCCUGCACGUGAAGUGGCAAAAACAGGGCGUUCGAAUCGAGGCAAAGAACAGCCAGCAGAUUCCAAUGAAGUCGCAUUUCUCAACUGGCUGGUAGAAAGCGAGGGUACAGCAUCUGCUCACCGAACGCCAGUGUCCCCAAGUAGCAAACGGUUGGGGCAUUCGAAGAGGUCUGGUAAUGAUACUACUUCUACACAUAAAAGGCCUGUACCGGAGAUUGUUCAGAAGGUGAUACAUGAUCCAAUUGUGAUCAACGAAGACGAAGAAGAAUCCUCGGCUCGAGUGCAGCCCCAAACCGCUGCUUCAGAAUCAUCAAAAAUUAAACUGGCGAACAGAUCGGAACCUCAUGGUAUGAAACGGACAUUAGCUGCUGAUAGAGCUUCGACUAUGGAAGCCGACGUUGAUAAACCCCCACCUGCCAAAGAACCAAGAACGAAGCUCCGAAUCAGGUCGAGACAGAGACGAGGGCUACUCAUGAUUGCCCAAAACAAACAAGGAAGUCGGACAGGGUCUACAGCAAGAUCGUUACCAUCGUCAUCUGGAGUAGACAGCGACGUGCUCACUACACAACUCCCGAUUGUUGAUUCAGUAUCAACUCUCGGCGAGUCGGAACUCGCCCAGGAGAACGCCGUAGAGAAGGACGCCGUAGAGAAGGACGCCGUAGAGAAGAACGCUGCAGAGAUGGACAUCUCCGAGAAGGAACCCAAACAGCAAACAUCGAUCAUAUCGAGCGAUUCUAGUAUACCAACCCGGAAACCUGCUACUCAGUCGGCCAAGGAUCUCGAGUCGAACCAGACAGAAGCAACGUCACGUAAGAAUACGGCUCGGGACACGUAUAAGGACGCGACUAAAGGCCCGAACACGGGUCGUGAGGAUGACGAACCAUUGCAUCAGUCGGAUGAUGAGGUUGGACCGAAUAGCGACAAAAUUCCAGUCAACAACCUUCCUGGCCAUGAAGCUUCAGUGAUGCCUCCUCGUCGACGGGCGAACCCAAGUCGCCGUAGUCGGCAAAAGGCUAUUCAAGCUAUCCUGAGCGACGAUGAUGAAAUUGGAGCGGACAAUUCUCUGUCAAAACCCGACAACGAAAAAGAGGACUCGUCCGCAGAAUCGGAACCUGAUCGAAAGUCAGAACCUAAGCCAAGUUCCGGUCCUAGGAUCACCAAGAUGUCUCGAAAAAGCGUCAAGAGCAGGGAAAUCCUUGGGUUUGUUAUGCCACCUGAAGAUUUCCCGACUGCUGGCUUCAAUGUCGGCCACAAUGAUCCGACAGCGGCCAAGAAGCCUAUUGACAAUAGUUCAACGAUUGAGAGACCUUUAGAGGGAGUUGAAAAUGCAUCGAACGAUCUAGGACAUACCCAGCCCAUGGCGCACGAGCCUGAGGCAGUCCAGCUCCCAAUUAAUGAGAACAAGUCACAAACCAAGCAACCAGCGCGUAUUGUUAACCCUGCAACUAGAGGUAGGAAGGCUGCAAGAAAGCAGGAUGCGGCUGGACUGCCGCCUCAACCCUUGGUGCAAUUGGCGCCGACAACGGAUUCUCGCGCUGUUCUUGCGACGCCCUUCAAGGCGACAACCCCCGCAGCCACCAUGCCACAGUCAGAGUUACCAGGGUUUUGUAAAGCAAACGGCGGCGCCUGGAGCAGACACGCAGAAGAUCUUCUUGGUAUGACGAGACCUUCCAAAGGGCCUUCUCGACAGUGA